AUGCCCUCCCCUCAACGCGUGCGCUUCAACACGGAGCCGGUGCUGUCCGAAUAUGCCAACGAGGCAUCCCCAGCACCAGACCGUGACGUGGACCUCAUGGACUAUGGUGUCCCAAGUGACGACGUUGAUGUUCACGCGGAACAUACCCUUCCUCCCGCGAAUCCCGCGCAUGUCGCUCGAGAAGGAAACCAUACGGACUUUCACUACAUCCGCUAUCCCAACUCGACAUUCGCCCUCCACUCUUCUUUGGCCACCUUUCCCAGAGAUGCGAUUGUAAAUGGCGCAUCGGCGUUCACGCAUCCGGACCAAGCAGCAACGGUGCCGCACGCGCAGAAGGUCGUUGUACGCGGCUUGCCAUGGCCUCUUCGAGUUGCACCCACCGGCGACUUCUCGCAUGUCACGCUGCGCAACGUCGUCGAUUCUCUAUGUGCCUUCCUGAAAGGUGCGGCCUCCGGUGACGACUUCGCUAGCGCGGCGAAUCCCGAAGCCGUCUCACGCACAUUCUACACCCGUACGAGGCGCAAUCAAGCACUACGCGAGGCCGGAAUCCUUCGUCUUGACUUCAUACCUGGUCCUAUUGUCGGGCUUGAGUCUAUCGUAGGCGAGGAUGGCGCUUUCUUUCAGCUCAUCUUCGGCGACGCGGUUUAG
Peniophora sp. CBMAI 1063 is the source of this 648-nucleotide messenger RNA. The record is from the annotation of a GenBank genome assembly. NCBI's taxonomy places the organism in Eukaryota, Fungi, Basidiomycota, Agaricomycetes, Russulales, Peniophoraceae.